Pseudocercospora fijiensis CIRAD86 is the source of this 2067-nucleotide messenger RNA. RefSeq lists its product as uncharacterized. Lineage: Eukaryota; Fungi; Ascomycota; Dothideomycetes; Mycosphaerellales; Mycosphaerellaceae. Gene Ontology annotation, cellular component: membrane. The transcript has a single exon. The record is from RefSeq and is a predicted model, not a curated record. The coding region runs from base 1 to 2067 and encodes 688 amino acids.
AUGGCGACCGAGUCGUCACUCAGCUCCAACAUCUUUGCGACGACCUCAGCGGCAGCAAUAGCCCUACUCGUACUCUUGCUGAUCAGAUACUACCUCCCGCUGCGAAGCACUCCUGCAUACCUCCUCCUGCCCGUAUUCUUGGCCUUAUUCCUGCCGGCGAGUAUCAUCAUACUAGUCCCUGUUGAUCUGGCAUCCGUGGAAAGGAAUAGCGAUGAGCACGCCCAAGGCUUCUGGCUGCCAGAAAGAGCGCUGUUGGUGACGUGGAGGAUCACAUACUGGUUGACGUUCAUCUUAACUUGGUUCUUACUCCCCUUCCUGGGUGAAUACUGCGAUUCGGGCUAUCGAGAUGCCACGCACCGGUCAAUCUACUCUCUACGAGCCAACUUCCGCUAUCAACUGAUCGUACUGGCGAGCGGCAUCGCUGGACUGGUCUAUUUCAUCUGGGAAAAUGGAUUCCAUGCGGAGAGCAUCAAAGGUCUGGUGAUGGCUUUGGCCUACGCUUGGGGCUUGAUUCUGGGAUUAGGAUUGAUGGGACACGGACUGGUUGCUUUGCCUCGCCGCUUGUUCAAGAACGCCAAAGUUAGCAAUCGUCUGCGCUGGCUGCACUCGCAAGCGCCGAGAGUUAAGGACAAGCUUGACGACGCUUUAGACAAGUUAGAGCAGUUGGAACACACAGUUCUCCAGCUCAAGAGGCAUAAAGGAGGAGCCAGUCGAGAGCAGCAGUCAUGGAUCGAUGAGCUUGCGGAAACGUCUAGUCUCCCCGACACGAGACCUGGCAUGGCCGCUGCUAUACAAGCCACAAGUCCAAGCAUACCUGCUGUCGUGACCGAUCGUUAUCUGGCAGAUCUCACGCGUAAAUUGAAGAGGGCACGACACCGCAAGGCAAGGUUUGUCGACGAGUGGGACCAGCUGGUGGAAAGAGCGUGGAAGCUGCAGACCAUUCUCGAUGCAGCGACCUCGAAGAAGCUGGACUUUGGCCGCAGCUCCGGAAGCACCUUGCUCGUAAACCGUCUGACAUUUCUCACCCCAUCAAUGCGGUUCUAUCUCCACAUGAACAUUAUCCCGGCUACCCGCAUUGCCGUUUCGGCAGUCCUUGGGAUCAUGUCCGUCUUCGUCGUAUGGAGCGAACUGGUCAAGGCAUUUGCGCCGUCGCUUUCCAUCAUCGGAAUCACCGUGGUCCAUGCUGGCAAAGUCAAUUUUGGUGGUCAGAUUAUUGCUGCCGUAUGGCUCCUGUACAUGGACACUGCGGCGCUGUACGCAAUAGCAGACGUCAAAGUAUGGGGCAAUCGUGCUCUGGUCAAGCGCCAGACCUAUGCCGAGAGUGCCUGUUGGUACUCACUGCAGGUGGCCAAGCUUACAGUGCCGCUGUCUUACAACUUCAUCACAAUGAUGCCCGACGAAGUCUUCAAAGACACAAUGUUCUUCCAGUUCCUUGGGAAGCUCAUUCAACUGACACCGCUGGGCCAAGGCUUUAGCGCAUUCUUCCCGUGCUUCUUGCUCCUACCCGUUCUGGCUACACUGUUCAACUUGUAUGGUAAGACGAAGAAUGUGUUUGGCUUUGGAGUGCUCGAAGAUGAGAGCGACGAAAAUCCUUCCGGCUUCGGCACAGGCGGCUGGAGGGAGGGAAAGGCUCUCGUCGACCGGGAAUUGCAAUCCCGCGGAACCGAUGGGACUCUAAGCCUCGAUGAUCGUGACUCUUCUCUUGACCUCGAACGUGGGCCUGAUAGCAGACUUCUACCAGGUCGAAGUUUUGGACCGCCACGAGAAGACCGAGGACGACAGCCUGCGUUUCGAGACGAUGGUGUCCGGGAAGCCAACAGACACUUCAAUGCCAUCACCAAUCAAGAAGAUCCCGAGGAUGACAGCCCUAGGCACUUCUACCAAGAUAUUGGUGAACGCGUGAAGAACACUUUUGACACGGCAGGUGCACCCCAUUGGAUGAAGAAUAUUGGAAGCGCAUUCAAGGGUCCCAAGUGGAUGCAGAACGAUCAGCGGGACGAUAGCGGAGGGUCUGCAAUAUCGAGAUGGUUUGGAGGCAGACCCGAAGAUGGCAGACUUAGAUUAUAG